Aphanomyces invadans is the source of this 1698-nucleotide messenger RNA. RefSeq lists its product as hypothetical. Gene Ontology annotation, biological process: regulation of DNA-templated transcription. The transcript has a single exon. Gene Ontology annotation, molecular function: DNA-binding transcription factor activity; sequence-specific DNA binding. NCBI's taxonomy places the organism in Eukaryota, Oomycota, Saprolegniomycetes, Saprolegniales, Verrucalvaceae. Bases 66 to 971 code for a protein of 301 amino acids. The record is from RefSeq and is a predicted model, not a curated record.
GCGGUCCAUUCACUGGACUUUAUUCCUACGUUUACCACAUUCACAAGGAGAACUCGACGACGACGAUGGUGAUAUCCGACGCCAAUGAUGCGAGGAAGCGGCUGCUGGACGCCAUGGCGCAGAAGACCCAAAACCAGCAUGCGAACAGCCACGUGAAUUCCAUCAACACAUUCGAGCGACCCAGCGUCCAUGACAUUGGAGUCGGCCGAUCGGCGUUUCAAGGACCAUCAGCAACCGCUGCAUCUGCCCCAAUGGGAAUCCCAAGCAAUUUCCUGCGCAAUUUGUACGGGUUCCUCAAUAACAACUUGCUUCCAGACACGAUUGCCUGGGACGCCGACGGUCGAUCGUUCUCGAUCUUGGACGCAGACAAGAUGGAGACCUCCUUGCCGAUGCCGAACCUUUACCGAGGUCGAUUCAAAACAUUCAAGAUGCAGCUCGAGAAGCAUGGUUUCAUGAAGUCGUCUGAUGGAACCCGGUACUUUCGACCGGACUUUGUCAAAGGACAGCCACAGCACCUCGGGGACGUCGACAUGUCGCCAUCAGCCGUCUCGCCGUCAUCGUUUGAUGAGAUCAUGGACGACUCCACGUCAGCAGGAAGCAGGUCCCCUAUGAGUUUGGAGUGCCGCAUUCAGUUUCCCAAGAAACGACGGCUGCACGAAGACUCGAGAGCGGCCUCCGACCCAAGCACCCAACCGUUUUGGAAUUCCCUUCACGAUCAACCCCACCACAACGCGUCCACUACAACGUCUGGUCUCCUCUGCAGUGUCAGUUUGUCCAAACACCGUGUCGGCGCGGCGGUCGCUGCCCCCGCAACCGCUCCACACCAGCAUCACCUCCACCCUCCAUCUAUUCCGUCGCUGCGGCCACAUCACGACAACAUGCAAGCACGCCUCCCCUCCAUCAAUCGAGCGUUUCCGCUGUUUGGAUUGAACAAACAAGUGGCCGCCCCAGCCCCCAACACAGGGCAGUGAUGCCCUCUAUUACGCUAUAAACAAACACCUCCGCUCUCACAAGUUGUGCACCGCCAGCAAAUCUUCGAGCUCAUCCACGUCAAACUCGAGCAGCACAUCGUCGUCGUCGUCGUGGGCUGGAGUACCAUCACUCUCGACCUUGAUCUCUGAAUGCAGGUCUAUUGUCGACACAAAGCAGUGCGGUGUGUGGUCGCUGGCGGCCAGGUGGCGGGACGCGUCGUCCCCGUCAAUGGAGGACGUAGUCGUGGAAGCCGCGCUGGACGGCACCGGGGAUUCGGGGGCUUGCGCCGACUUACUUGGGUUGCCCUGGAUGAUGUUGUCGAGCAGCUGCAACACUUCGCCGUCCUGCAACUCGGAGAAUUCCUUGCGCUCGACGUGGAGGAAUUCUUUGACGCGUUCGAGAAAGAGAUGCGUCAUGCCAAACAUUUGUGCUGGAGCAAGUUGUUGAUGGUCAAACAGGGAGGAAGGGUUCGGUAGUACCUGAUGCGAGCAUGUCGCGAAUGGCUUGGACAGCUUCAAUGUACCGAGCGGACUCGUUGUCUCCGAGAGGUCGCGUAGUCGGGGCAUACGACUCGACGAUUUUGUCUUCAACUUUCUUGACGGUUUUGACGUCGUCGGGCUGCGUAGCACGCGACCGCUUGUCCUGUUUGCGGCGCUAUAUGACAAGAAAGUGUCCAUAAGAUGUGUAGAAAUCAAACGGCGAAUAUACGUACUUCGAUCUUGGAGA